AUGGCGACUCCCUCUGCGAAACCUGGCGCAACGCCAACCCACCUCACUUCCUCCCCACACCCCGGUUCCGCGCCUCUCUCUCGCUCCAUCGCGCAUAAGUCGCCCUCUACAAGAACACCGACAGGAUACGGAGCUGGCCACCACAAUCACGCCAGUGUUUCUUCAUCCCACCAAUACGCCACGCCUCUCGCCGUCAGCAGUGGCGUUGACGACCCCGUCAACUUCAGCUCGCCGUCUGCACUUCUGGCGCUGGGCGCAUAUACUGGGAUCAGUCCAGGUGUCGCAGUCCAUGAUGGGUUAGUGGGUACCAGUAUGAACGAUACCGAUAUUCAAAAUUUGGGGAUGCAGGGUCUUAAGCUGGGACGCGAUAGCGACGAAGAACAAAGGCACCGUAUCGAAGAAGUUGUACAAGUUCUUCGAGCGCGCGUGGCUGGCCGAGGUGUCUCUAGAGAAGGCGUGGAACGUCUUAGUCGUCUCGAGGGCUUCGAAUCUAUCUGGCAGCACAACGACAUCAACAUCGCUGGAAACUUCGUCGAUCUGGAGAUUGAAUUUCACGCCGGCCACGAGGUCGUGAAGGACGUCAGUUUGCGGUAUGCCACACCCGAGUACACGGAAGGUGAGCGGAGGGAGGAAGCCACUUCCGUUUUAAAGCGCAAUCUCGUUCAAUCCCCGCAAGAUGCCGAUACUGGGAAAUGGAGAUCGUUGCAAGCUUUCUACGAGAACCUUCAAUGGCUUGCCAAACUUGACAAGCUCAGCCAAGAAGUCAAUUGUUUUGAGGCGCUGGAGGGUCUUGAGGAGAACGUCAAGCGAAUUUGGGAGGAAGAAAAUAAGGACAACAAAUACGGCGGUGCCUAUGAGCAUCUCUGUCGCGGUGUUAUUGGUCGCCCCAGCAUGCAUAAAGGAUCUCGAAUCGGUCUUGGUCUGGAGUACUGGGUGGAUCAAGCGAUGGCGAUCGAUAAGAAGAAGAACAGCUCACCCGAUGCGAUGGUCCUGGACAAUCAGGAAGAGCAAGAGGCUAGUGACCUAGAGGACGAAAGAAGGGUAUGGACUGCUAUGAUUGAGUGCGAGGAGGGCUAUCCUUCACUUCGCAUUUCCAAGGAAUGGGUUGGAACCGAAGUCUUUUCUACUGUGGAGAAGACAGAGGACUCUGACUCUGCUGAGCCUUCACAAUCUGUCAAUUGGCUCGAGCCUCCACAAACCAUGCGCAUUUCCCACGGGAACCACCCUGAUCCAAUGGCCCUUGAUUCCAGCAUGCUUGAGUCAUCACCACCGAAUCGCCGAUUUGUUCUCAAGCUCGAACCCGCCCUUGAUCUACCCAUCUUUGUGGUAUCGGAAAUAUACAGGCAUCUGGGCUUACAGCAGCACCAAGAAUUCAAAUUCAUCACAUACGACACCUUGCUAGUCUCCGGGCCAAUGGAUGAUGCACCCUUACCCGGCCAAAGGAAGUGCAGAGUAUCUGUGGACACGUUUGAGGCUGAUGGAACCUUCCGUAAAAAGCACCACAAUUGCAGCUUCCAGCCAUUUGAAGCGGUGUCAGGUCGCACCAUCAGUGAACUCCCCUUUUCCCACCCCCGUCAAAUUGCCGAGAUCAUCCCCACCUUCCGGCAAUAUGCAAUGCUCUCAAGCCUCAUUCGAAGGGUGUUCAAAGCGCCAGCGGAAGAAAGGGCUAGCGAGCAUGGUUCUUCUGCCAACCCGCAAGUUACCAGUCCUGGCUCUGUAGACCAGGCGUCAGAUGCUCCCCCUGAUCACACAGGAAUCAUCACUCUCAGUAACGAUGAAUCUACCGACGAUAAGAUUGCCGUUCUGCUAGCAGGAGGGUUCCCAUCUUCUGACUCCGACGCCGAGACCCUGUCACUUUCAAGUGGAGUUAAGAGCUUACACCUGGACGACGUUAAAGUUGAUGUGACAUUGCGGACUCAAAUCGGACAAGCACCGGCCCUUAUCCUCGUUAUCUCCGAACCUGGUAGGACAACCAGUGACACCGAAGAGAUUACUACUGAUGAGGUGAACAUCACGAUAUGCAUUGAAAUCGGCCUCAAUGGCCGUGUCACCGUGACGGAAAGUGCCGGCCUUGCGGCUCAUACUCCCGGAGGCGGGGACACGGAAAUGCAAGGGGCCGAUGACAGCGAUCCGACGCUGCAGGAUGUCCACAGGAAGAUCGCCCGGGUGCUAGAGAUCUCGCAGGACCUGGGAAUCUUGGUGGAGUGGGUCCUUCGCUCGCAGCGGCAGCGGGCCGGCGGUGGCUGA
Penicillium chermesinum is the source of this 2247-nucleotide messenger RNA. RefSeq names its product RNA polymerase II mediator complex middle subunit MED1. Gene Ontology annotation, biological process: regulation of transcription by RNA polymerase II. Gene Ontology annotation, cellular component: mediator complex. Lineage: Eukaryota; Fungi; Ascomycota; Eurotiomycetes; Eurotiales; Aspergillaceae. Gene Ontology annotation, molecular function: transcription coregulator activity. The transcript is spliced from 2 exons. The record is from RefSeq and is a predicted model, not a curated record. Bases 1 to 2247 code for a protein of 748 amino acids.